GCCUUCCUCAUUCUCUCAUAGUUUCAUUAGAUCUCGAGGAUUGGAAUUUCUUUCAGGGUGCAAUUAGGGUUUCUCGACGACAAUGUUCAAGGGUUCUGAAGAGAGCGCGCGAGAUCAAGGUUUUGAUGACGCAUUAAAAGAUUCAUAUCUUUUCAUAUGGCUUGUUUGGCCCCAUAAGCUCAAGGUACUUGUUGAUGGUCGUUCGGUUGGCAGGACUACACGAUUCACAUGACUAAGGAACUGGAUAUUCUGUUCGAUUGAUCUCUGCUAAAGCCCGUAGGAAGUUCAUGCUAGCGGCAGUCGUAAAGGAUGUCAGCAGGAGAAUGACGA
Messenger RNA from Linum tenue, 330 nucleotides. The record is from the annotation of a GenBank genome assembly. NCBI's taxonomy places the organism in Eukaryota, Viridiplantae, Streptophyta, Magnoliopsida, Malpighiales, Linaceae.